AACUAUAUGUAGGGCAUGGACACAAUAUCGGUUAGUAGACCUGUGUGGGGCCACAAGCUGAGAGAGUGGUCUACUGGUCCUGAUUGUGUGGGCUGUUUGAGAUGGCUAGAACCACUCGUGGUCUUAUUCUGUCAGCUCUAGACGAGCUCCUGGAUGCUGACUUCAGGAGGUUUAAGAACCAUUUGAACGAUGCAACAAUUAUACCGGGCUUUGGACCCAUUCCACGGGGACGGCUGGAGAAUGCGGACCGGGUGGAGACCGCCAACAUUGUGUACAAUCACUUCUCUGAAAGAAACAGUCUCAAUGCCACCUUCGAAACUCUGAAUGCCAUAAACCAGAGGAACCUAGCAGACAGACUUAGCAACGAAAUUCCUGCAAACUAUCGGGCAGACCUCAGAUGAAUGAGCCAGCCCUAGCUCUGGAUCCUCGGUGCUAUCUACAUGGGAUCAUAGAAGGACAUCUGCCUCGAUGCUGUGGGGAGCACCCCUUCCAGACCAAACCCUGUGACCACUGUAACUGUCAUAUCAUUUUUACGUCAUUCCCAGGAGUGUUUGAUUCCAUAUUUCUAUAUUAAAGCUGAUG
Messenger RNA from Pelobates fuscus (common spadefoot toad), 582 nucleotides. Its product is annotated as pyrin-like. NCBI's taxonomy places the organism in Eukaryota, Metazoa, Chordata, Amphibia, Anura, Pelobatidae. The record is from RefSeq and is a predicted model, not a curated record. Bases 102 to 401 code for a protein of 99 amino acids. The transcript is spliced from 2 exons.